UUGAAAUGCAAAAUGAUUUCACGGACUAUAGUUUAGUUGACAAUGAUUAAAGUUUUUCGCAGCAUUAAAUUUGAUUUUUAUUUUUGAUUUUAAAUCAGAUUUGAAAUUAAUAACGAAGGAGGAUGUUACGACAAGCUUGUUCAACCUUGUUUUGAUUAUAUAUAAUUCUUAAAUGGUAUUAAUUAUAAUGUGUUGUGUAUUGUACGUAAUAGCAGAUGUUCAAGAUAUAAGUGAAUUGUAAAAGCAGUUUGGCUGUCCAAUGACUCUUGUAUUGCCUGUUAUAUAAACUUACAUCUGCAAGUUGGUUUCCAAUAAAAUUUUGUCAAUAAACACCUAUAUGAUCUUACAUUUUAGAAAUUUAGAAGGUUAUGAGCAACAUAUAUAUUCAAGAACCUCCAACAAAUGGAAAGGUUCUUUUGAAGACAUCACUUGGUGAUAUUGAUAUUGAGCUGUGGUCCAAAGAGGCACCAAAAGCAUGUCGAAAUUUUGUUCAAUUGUGCAUGGAGGGGUAUUAUCACAAUACUAUUUUUCACAGAGUUGUAAAAGGUUUUAUUGCACAAGGAGGUGAUCCAACUGGCACAGGAACAGGUGGAGAGUCUAUUUAUGGAAAACCAUUUAAGGAUGAAUUUCAUCAACGACUUAAAUUUAAUCGUCGUGGUUUGGUUGCUAUGGCAAAUGCAGGUGCUGAUGACAAUGGGAGUCAAUUUUUCUUCACACUUGACCGAGCUGACGAACUUAAUAAGAAACAUACAAUCUUUGGAAAGGUUACAGGGAACACAAUCUAUAAUAUGAUACGCUUUAACGAUCUUGAUAUUAGUGAUGCAGAUGACAGACCAUAUGCACCACCCAAGAUUAUUAAAACGGAGGUCCUUUCAAACCCGUUUGAUGAUAUACAAGCAAGAAAAACGAAGAAGCAAUUGGAAGAAGAAGAACAAGAAAAACAAAAAGGAAAAAUUAAAAGCAAAUCAAAAGCCACAAAAAAUUACAAGUUGCUAUCGUUUGGAGAAGAAGCGGAGGAAGAUGAAGAUGAAGCUGAUCAAUUUACAAAGGAACAUCACAUUAAAAGUAGCCAUGAUGUUUUGAACGAUCCAAAGUUGAGUUCACAGCCAGCGAUUGAUCCUACGGAAAAAAGAAAAAAUGAGAACAGUGAAGUAUCAGACAGCAUUCGAAAAAAGCUAAAAAAAGAUGAAAAAGAAAUUAUUCAGAAAGAAGAAGAAGUAGAAGAUAUUGAAGAUAAAAAGAAAAAAGAGCGCAGGCGCGCAUUACAAGAAGAAGCUAAAAAGUUAAAGAGAGAAUUAAAAGCAAAAGAUAAAAUAGAAGUUAAUAAAAAAGAAGAAGUUGAAAAACCAGAAAAAGAACCGGUGAACGAUUUGAUGCGAACACUCCUCGACGAGCGUAAAACUUUCAUAGAAAAGAAGAAAGAAAAUGUACUACUUAAAAAAGGCGGUAAUCGAGAAAGCCAGACCUUGGAACUGCUCGCUGGUUUUGAACAAAAGCUUUCUAACAUCAUUGCAGCGGAACCGCCUUCCGAUAGUAAACAGAAGGAAACGAAAAAAGAUAACGAUAAAGAAGAUGAUGAGAAUGAUGAGGGAUGGAUGAGCCACAAACUUGACUUUGAAAGCGAAGAGAAAGCGAAAGAUGCAAACAUGAGGGGUGACGAUUGGUAUGACAUUUACGAUCCCCGCAACCCAAUCAACAAAAGAAAGCGAGAAAAAUCGAAAAAAGACCACAAGGAGAAGAAAUAACAUCUAAGUAGGGGCGUAAAAGUGUUGGCAGAUGAAUCGACCACUGAAGAUGAUUAGCGACCUGGAUAGAAGAAAUAAACUUUCCCGCUGAAAUGAAAUGUCCCGAUGCUUGGUUUCACGUAUCAUGCAAACUUCGCAGAGUUAAUAUUGUGACUGGACUGUAUGGAGAACGUAUUUCAUAAUCACCUGAGAUCAUGACAUCAUAUAGAUGACGCCUUGCGUGAUGCAUCUACCGACGGUGACGUUAUUUUAAAUUUCAUGUAAAUACGGUGACGAUUUAUACAUAUAUGUCCUCUAUUAUCUUUGAAAAAUAUGCUGACGUAGCACAACGCAA
This is a messenger RNA of Hydractinia symbiolongicarpus, 2079 nucleotides long. Its product is annotated as spliceosome-associated protein CWC27 homolog. Gene Ontology annotation, molecular function: peptidyl-prolyl cis-trans isomerase activity. Gene Ontology annotation, biological process: protein folding; protein peptidyl-prolyl isomerization. Bases 369 to 1745 code for a protein of 458 amino acids. NCBI's taxonomy places the organism in Eukaryota, Metazoa, Cnidaria, Hydrozoa, Anthoathecata, Hydractiniidae. The transcript has 15 exons. The record is from RefSeq and is a predicted model, not a curated record. Gene Ontology annotation, cellular component: catalytic step 2 spliceosome.